This is a messenger RNA of Clarias gariepinus (North African catfish), 806 nucleotides long. RefSeq names its product TP53 regulating kinase (gene tp53rk). Gene Ontology annotation, molecular function: ATP binding; protein serine/threonine kinase activity. The coding region runs from base 22 to 735 and encodes 237 amino acids. Gene Ontology annotation, cellular component: EKC/KEOPS complex; nucleus; cytosol. Lineage: Eukaryota; Metazoa; Chordata; Actinopteri; Siluriformes; Clariidae. The transcript has 2 exons. The record is from RefSeq and is a predicted model, not a curated record. Gene Ontology annotation, biological process: protein phosphorylation.
GAAGUGAACAUCAGAGGCGUCAUGGCGGAAGCGGACGGAGUGAGCGCGCGCUCGGCGCUGCCGUAUCUGCGCGAGGCCGAGCUGAUUAAACAGGGCGCGGAGGCGCGCGUGUACCGCACACGGUUUUUAGGGAGAAGCGCCGUAGUGAAGGAGCGAUUCCCCAAACGGUACCGCCACCACGUGCUAGAUGAGAAGCUCACGCGCCGCCGGACGGCUCAGGAGGUCCGGUCCAUUCUGCGCUGCCGGAAAGCAGGUAUCGCAGCUCCGGUGGUCUACUUCGUUGAUCUCAGCUCCAACUGCAUUUUCCUGGAGGAGAUCACCGACUCGAUCACGGUACGCGAGCACAUAGCAGCUGCUCAGGCUUCUGAAGUAUCCAUCGAGUCUCUGCACCCCCUGGCAGAGAAAAUAGGCCGAGUCCUGGCUAAGAUGCACGACGAGGACGUUAUCCAUGGCGACCUCACCACCUCCAACAUGCUGCUGAAACCGGAGAGCUCCGGAGACCUCGCCCUGCUGCUCAUUGACUUCGGCCUGAGCUUCGUCUCGGCUUUACCCGAAGAUAAAGGUGUCGACCUCUACGUGCUGGAGAAGGCGUUUCUCAGUACACACCCAAACACAGAGACUUUGUUCCAGAAACUUAUCCAAAGUUACAUCACUGCAUCCAAGAAAGCUCCUGCUGUGAUUAAAAAGCUGGAUGAGGUCAGGCUCAGAGGGAGGAAACGCUCCAUGGUGGGAUGAACGGCAGAAAACAUAAUGAGCAAUAAAGUGCAAUGAUGUGGUCAUGUGACUGUUAAUAAAGGUUUUUUUUU